Messenger RNA from Paramecium sonneborni, 1404 nucleotides. The record is from the annotation of a GenBank genome assembly. NCBI's taxonomy places the organism in Eukaryota, Ciliophora, Oligohymenophorea, Peniculida, Parameciidae.
AUGAAUUCACCUAGCACUCCAAAUAAAAUAAUCAAUAAUUAAUAUGUCUUAAACAAAAGAUUAUCAGCAGGAUCAUAUGGAAUUGUUUUUGAAGCUGAAGAUUUAUAAAAAAAAUAUCUGGUUGCUGUUAAAAUAGAGAAAAAAGAGAAAAAUUCAACACUUGAUCGUGAAAUACAUAUUCUUACAAGAUUGUUAGGUACAUAAGGAGUUCCAAAAUUAAUAUGGAGUGGAAUAGAUAAUAAUUCAAAUGUGCUUGUUUAAUAACUAUUAACAAAGGAUAUUGGAGCAUAUUUAAAAGAAUAUCGAAAAUUUUCAUUAAAAACUGUUUUAAUCAUAACAGAUUACUUAUUAUAAAUAAUAAGAAGAAUUCAUAACAAAUCAGUUGUUCAUAGAGAUUUAAAACCAGAAAAUAUAAUGUAUCAUUAGAAACAAAUAUAUAUUGUUGAUUUUGGGAUAAGCAAACUUUAUCGUGAUAAUAACUUAAAACAUGUGUAAAAAAUUGUAUAUUGAAUGAAAUAGUCCAUUUAAAGAGGGUAGAUCAUUUGUUGGAACCACUAGAUAUGCUUCAAUAGCAGCUCAUAAAGGAUAAGAAUUAGGGAGAAAAGAUGAUCUUGAAUCAUUAAUAUAUAUAGAUAUUCUUAUGUUAAAAGGGUAAUAUAUCUUAUUUAUUUAGAAUAAAGAACUUUACCAUGGUAGAACAUGCUUAGUUAAAAUAAUAAAGAAAGAUAAAAAUAAGUUGGUGAAAAGAAAAUUAAAAUGACUACUACAGAAAUUUGUGUAGAUUUACCUAUUGAAUUUACAAAAGCUUUAGAGUAAUCAUUUAUUUUAUUCUAAAGUUAUAUAAGAUCUUUGUAAUAUUAAAGUGAUCCAGAUUAUGAUUAUUUAAUUUAACUAUUUAGAAAAUUAGCUUAAUCUCGAAAAAUUGAAUAUGAUGAUGUAUAUGAUUGGACUUAACCAUCCAAUUAAUCUACACCUAAUAAUUUACUAUAAGACACUAUUAUUAAAUAAAUUGCUUCUUUACAAUAAUUCGAAAGAUCUCCUAAAGUUAUGUAAAACAAAUGGUAAUUAUUAUAUUAUACAAUUAUAGCUAAUCACUCAAAGUUCCUUCAACAUAAGAUGUAUUAUAGGAUAGAAAAAAAUCUCUUUAAAAUUCUUCAUAAUUAAUGUUAUAAUAAAAUGAAUUAAAUAAAUCCAUUUAAAACACUUAUGUCAUUAGCUAAAUUGCAAAUGAUUAUGAUUCAAAACAAGAUUAUUUUUCUUAAGAUGAUGUUGAUGAUACACUAUUCUACAGAUACAAUUAAUUAAAAUCUUAAGUCUUAUAAAUGUAUUUCUUAUUCUAUACUUAGACAUCAUUUGUAAAAUAUUAAAAACCAAAAUCAAACUAAUAAAAUAUAAAUCAGUUGA